Molecule: messenger RNA, 1120 nt
Organism: Ostrea edulis (European flat oyster)
Lineage: Eukaryota; Metazoa; Mollusca; Bivalvia; Ostreida; Ostreidae
Product: cyclin-dependent kinase inhibitor 3-like
Exons: 7
Coding region: 146-823 (225 amino acids)
Biological process (GO): dephosphorylation
Cellular component (GO): nucleus
Molecular function (GO): protein tyrosine phosphatase activity
Source: RefSeq, a predicted model, not a curated record
AAAUGAUUCAUUUAUGAUAACAUCACCCUUACCAUGCCCUUUAUGAAAAAAAUUUAAAAAUUAAAACAAUCAGAAAGUGAAACUACAAAUUGAGCGCGAAAUUCAAAAUCGAAUUUUCAAGACACCACCCCGAUCCCGAACAGAAAUGAAAGUAGAAAGAAAACCCGAUAUUGAAAUGAAUGCAACAGAUGUAGCCACUGAACCUGGAUUUGAUUCUUCAGAUGACGAUUCUGGAGAGGUUGAUUUGUCACCGCUGGAAAUAUCAUGGCUGGAUUUGACAUGUUAUGGAUAUGAAACUCCUGUGGGAAUCACAUCCUUACCUGGUUGCCGUUUCAAAGAUGUCUGGAGAUCCCUGGAAAAUGAUAUAAAAUGUCUGGUUUCUGAGGAGGUGCAGGAUGUGUACUGUCUGUGCAGUAAAGGAGAGCUGAACAAGUACCGUGUCCAGUGGUUGCUUCAUGAGCUGUCAGGGGCGGGGCUCACCGUCCACCAUUUCCCCUUCCUUGAUGGUCAGCCUCCAGCCACAGCCCAGCUAAUGAGGAUUGUAGAAGAACUCAAGAUCAGUCUUAAAAACAACAGAAAGGCCAUCAUACAUUGCUAUGGAGGAUUGGGGAGAUCUUGUGUGGUUGGUGCAUGUGUCUUGAUGACUUUGGAUUCUGAGAUGACCCCCGAGAAGGCAAUAGAGAAAAUGAAAGAACUGAGAGGACCAAGAGCUGUUCAAACAGUCAAGCAAUUCAACUAUGUAAAUGAGUUCCGACAAACCCUAGCAGAUUUCCUGAAGGAGUUUGAAGACGUGGAUGUAAAAACUAGAUCUCUCUCAAGAUGACCUAUCUGUACAAGUAUAUGUACUGUAUAUACUGUACAAGAUACCAAUAGUAGGGUAAUUAAUUGAUGAAUAGUGCAUGAAUUUGUUUAUGCAUAUAUUGAAUUAAUAUUUUUCAGUAUGGAUCAAAUUAUAGUCUUUGUGCCAAAACAAAGUCAUUUUUGUUGUAAAGAUGUUGUGUAAUUCAGUAUCAUGUUGAAAUGAUGUAGAUUAUCAUGUUUCUGAAAGUCCAUAGAUCUGUCAUAACUUAUUGAAUAAAAUUGAGAUGCUAUGUUCCUGGAGGAAGUUGAAUUCAGCAAA